Messenger RNA from Meloidogyne enterolobii, 859 nucleotides. The record is from the annotation of a GenBank genome assembly. NCBI's taxonomy places the organism in Eukaryota, Metazoa, Nematoda, Chromadorea, Rhabditida, Meloidogynidae.
UGGCACACUAAUAAAAAAUGAUGAAAGUUGUGAUGGUUCAGUUCCUUGGAUGUCUCCAGAAGUUUUAGAAUGUAAUGGUGUUACAACAAUGAUAGAUGUUUGGUCAUUUGCAAAUUUUUUGUGGGAAGUGCUUUCAAGAAAAAUACCUUACAAAAAUCAAGGAAUUUAUACUAUUCGGAAUUUUAUGAAAAAUGAUUUGCCUCUUCCUUUACCUGAUGAUUUACCUUUGGAAAUGAGAAAAAUAUUUGAAAGUUGCUGGAAAAAAAUCCCAAUUGAACGUUCACCAAUUAAAGAUGUUAUUGAAAUGUUGGAUGUUGCUGAAUUAAAUAUUGAUAGUAAUUAUAAAUGGAUAUUACCAAAAGAACAACCUGAAGAAACCUUUAAAAACAGUCAAAUAUUAAAUGAUCAAUCAGAAGAAAUGUUAAAUUGUUUACAAAUUAAUUCUUCAGGAGAAUCUUUUAAAAUUCCAAUUUAUGAAGCUAUAAUGCUUAUACAAAGAUAUGGAACAAUAUUACCAAAAGAAUUGGAUGAAAUGAAAAAAUUGGGAAUUGAAUUACAUCCACCAACACCUGCAAAACGUUUAAAAAAAUCAUCAAAAUUAAAUAAAGAAAGUAUUGGACCUCCAAUAAAUUUUCGCCAUAAUGUUUCUGCAAGAGUUAGAAGUUCCAGUUCUGAUGAUAAAUCAUUUUCUGAUGAAAAAAUUCUUGUUAUACAUCGUUUAAAAAAAGAUCAGGAUCGUCAUCGUUCUCAUGAUUCUUUAGUGGAUCAAAACAUUGAAGAUAAUAAAGAAGAUAGUUUGUCAACAAUUCAUUCAAUGCUAAAAUCGCAACAACAGCAACAACGAGGGGUUUAUUUUUAA